Molecule: messenger RNA, 343 nt
Organism: Alligator sinensis (Chinese alligator)
Lineage: Eukaryota; Metazoa; Chordata; Crocodylia; Alligatoridae
Gene: SNRPD2
Product: small nuclear ribonucleoprotein D2 polypeptide
Exons: 1
Biological process (GO): spliceosomal snRNP assembly; RNA splicing
Cellular component (GO): U5 snRNP; catalytic step 2 spliceosome; precatalytic spliceosome
Source: RefSeq, a predicted model, not a curated record
CCCCCGCCUCCCCCCAGGCACUGCAACAUGGUGCUGGAGAACGUGAAGGAGAUGUGGACCGAGGUGCCCAAGAGCGGGAAGGGCAAGAAGAAGUCGAAGCCGGUGAACAAGGAUCGCUACAUCUCCAAGAUGUUCCUGCGCGGCGACUCCGUCAUCGUCGUGCUGCGCAACCCCCUCAUCGCCGGAAAGUGACCCCUUGCCGCCCGCCUGGGGAGGGGUCAGCCGCCCCCCCUCUCCAGGGUCGGUCACCCUGAGACCUGAGCCGCCUCGGCCCCUGCCAGGCUGCAGGCCACGGCUAGGACUCUUUCCAUCCCCCCCCCCCCCCCCCCGUGUUUUGCCCACU